CUUUGAAGUCGAAGUUGUCUCCCUUCAUCUCCCUGGUGUAACAAAACAAUCUACUGACUAGUUAGUAGACUUUCAGGUUGGAUAAAAAAGGUCAAAAUACUCUACUUGCAGCUCAAUCUAAAUGCCUCACAAGGUCCUGAGAAUGGGAAACUGUUGAGUGUGGGUUGGCUGACUACAUCGGGUGUGAGUUGAUUCCAGAGAACAAUCGAUGUUGGGUAGAACUGUGCAUAGUGAUAGAACAACUUUGAAUACCUGCUUCUGGACAACAGGUAUAUUUGCCUGUUAGAACAAUGGGUGUGCAGGGCUUACUGGGCACAUGUUUGGAAAACAGGGAAGCAUGCACUGACACAUAUGAUCUAGUCCAAGUGGCCCAGCAGCAGGGUGGACUUGAACUGAUUGUCGACUUUUACUCAUUCGAGCAUUAUAUUCUGUCAAAGUUUUGGAAAGGAUUAAGUCAGCUGCGUGGCAAUGACUACUUGCGUAUUCUUGGUGGAGAGUAUGCUUCACUGCACAACUAUGUCACAAAGUUAGUGAAUGACCUUAAGUCUCAGGAUAUUCAUCUGGUGUUUUACAUUGAUGCUGGCAAAGGAAGCUCUUUUGACACUUUAAGGCAGAAAUUUAACACCUGGGCAAACAGGCAUGAAGAGGAUAUCAAGAAGAUGUCACAGAUUCUUGAUGUUUUGUGGGGGAAGACUGAAAUCAGCCAGCUGUCCACGUACACAAACAUUCGUCCAGUAGUCCUGGAGGACCAGUUUAUGGCUGCGUUGAGGUCGUGUGGGUGUGAGAUACAUCAGUCACCCGCUGGGGAGGCAGAUUUACUCAUCAUCAGAGCUUUAAGAGACAGGUCUAAGGCGUUUGCAAUUCUGAGCAAUGACUCUGACUUCUGUGUGUUCAAAGAAAGUAGGCUGAUUCCUCAGGAACUGUUUGACAUUGAGAAUGACCUUCAGCUUGGAGAGCCUAGGGAGUUACCAGAGAAACCACUGAGGCUAAAUGUCAAGGUCAUUUCUACAGAGAAUGUCAUGGCCAUGUUAAAGUUGAACAACCACAGACUCCUCGUGGAGAUGAGUAUUGUUGCCGGUAACGAUUUCACGGGACCAUACAUGCGGGGCGGCCUCCACCAUAAGAUUGAUGUCAGGGGACGACGGUGCAUACAGAACUUUGCCGGCUGGAUCCGACACUACCACACUGCUGACAACCACCCGUACCUGGCUGACCAUAUUGAAAUGGAUCCUGGUUUCCGGCAGGCCGUUAUCCACAGUAGGAACUUCUACAACUUAAGAGGAGAACCAGACAAAUGUCCCCAAAAGGGAUACUUCUCUCAGGUGAUAGAGGAGAAGAUUCGCUCUGGCCAGUAUCCUAGCAACAUCAUGAGCAUGCACAACAACUUCUACUGGUACCGCAUGUUACUGGAGGACAACAGCUAUGGGGCGCCGUGUGCAGAGUGCGCGCUCACACCACUACGGGCUUACCUUUACCGCAUUGUGCUGCCGAGGCAGGAGCAACUGGUCAAUGAACAUGGCCGUAGUCCAUACGAACAUCUGAGAAAAGCUGGGGUGAUAGCAAUAGACGAUGGCCGUGCCCCUCCCUUGCACAAGAUCCAGCCAGACAAAAUAUUCAGCAAUCUCCGAACGUUUCACCUCAUCUGGUCACAUCAAGAAAGGGGUGAGGCUGUGAACUGGUUCGAGCGUUAUGGGCGUAAGAAUGGCUUCAUUUUCUACAUUCUUCGCUACUUCCUGCUACUGAACUGGCAACAGAACCUCCAUGUGACAGAUAACGAAUUCCUUGCACUUGUUGCCAUGGUGAUGGGACGCUCUAGUGAGGAGCACUACCAGGCUAUAGUCAUCCGGCCAACUGUACGCUGUGUCACCAUCGGCAACUGGAUGCAGGAUGUGUAUCGCCAUGGUUACCACAUGUUUGGAAGUGUUCUGCACAUUCGCCACGAGUUUCCCUUGCCAAGCGAGCUGUUCAGUGGCUCUGUAUGGACAGCCAUGUAUAUGGUCUGUCAGGAUGAGACCUUUCGAAUUGCUGCACGUGAGGUUUCACCACAAGUGUUGUACCAGACUCAGCAGGAAAUGAACGCUGUUAUCCGGGAGAAACGUCACAUGAUCAGACACAUAGUGCAGGAUGUUUUUCCAUUUGAUGAUAAGUAACUGUGUUUAAACCAGCAAGGGCAAACACUAGUUGUUGAGGGCAAUUUUUUGUACGCAGCUCCUUUAAUACAGAAAAUAUAACAGUUUAUGUGGCGCUGAAUGGAAAAUGAGCCACCAUAUUGUUGAGGACAUUUGAUGACUGAGAAACAUGACAAUGUGUUGUCCUGCCCUUGAAAAUGGUAUUAAACUGGAAAAACCUUGAUGGUAUAUGCUUCAUUCUCCAAGACUUUGUAUCUUGUUCCAAUAUUGAGUAUAGGCUACAUAUUUGAUAUGGAUAACUGGUUGCUGUACAUGAACAAGUAUUUCCAUGUUUUGGGUUGAAUGGCAAAUAUUUUGAACAUGCUCUUGUUCUGCCACAUCCACAAUAUGAGUUUGAUUUCAAUGGUGUACAUGAUUGUUGGGUUUUGUCCUAUCCAGCCUGUAAUAUCAUGGGGAAAUCAGUGUGUUUUGAUUAGAUGUCUGUGUGUUCCAUAUGCUACUGGAACAAGUAUUCUAAAUGGCUUACCAGUAUGUUAAAUGGGCAUGUUGGGAUAACAGGUCUAUUCAAUGGUAAGUCAAGCUUACCUGUAUGUAAAAUGGCAUAAAGGUAAUUUUAAUAGCUUACCAGUGUGUAAACUGUACAUGUCUGGCUUACCUUAGUAUUAAAUAUGCAUGUCUGGCUUACCUGAGUGUUAGAUAUGCAUGUCGGGCUUACCAGUGUGUAAAAUGGACAUGUCUGGCUUACCUGAGUAUUAAAUAUGCAUGUCUGGCUUACCUGAGUGUUAGAUAUGCAUGUCUGGCUUACCAGUGUGUAAAAUCGACAUGUCUGGCUUACCAGUGUUCAAAAUGGACAUGUCUGGCUUAUCAGUGUGUAAAAGGUGUAUGUCUGGCUUACCGGUGUGUUAAAUGGGCUCCUUACCGGGGUGUAAUAUUAGCAUGUCUGGCUUACCGGGGUGUUAAAUGAGUAUGUCUGGCUUAAGGAUGUGUUAUAUGUGCAUGUCUGGCCUAAUAGUGUGUUAAAUGGGCAUGUUUGGUUUACCAGUGUUAAAUUGGCAUGUCUGGCUAACAGGUUUCUAAAAUGGGCUUUUUUGGCUUACAUGGGUGUUAAAUGGGCAUGUCUGACUUACCUGGGUGUUAAAUGGGCAUUUCUGGCUUACAAGUGUGUUAAAUGAGCAUGUUUGGCUUACUGGUGUGUUAAAUUAGCAUGUCUGGCUUACCAUUUGUUAAAUGAGCAUGUUUGGCUUACUGAUGUGUUAAAUUGGCAUGUCUGGCUUACCAGUUUGUUAAAUGAGCAUGUUUUGCCUACCAGUGUGUGAACAUAAGCCAGUCUGGCUUAUAGGUGUGUUAAAUUGACAUGUCUGGCUUGCAAGUGCAUAAAAUUAGCAUGCUUGGCUUAACUGUGUUAAAUAGGCAUGAUGCAACGAUGCAACAGCAAGUCGAAAUAACACGUGGUCCAAAUAAGAAAUCAUGUCGCCGAAUGUCGUGCCGAUGACGAUAAUGUUAUCCAUAUAAAUCAGGCAUUAUUGCAAAAAGAAACCUAGCUAGUUAUUCCAUCAACCGUUCGAAAAUCGCAGGGGCGUUACAAAGUCCGAAUGGUAUGACUUUGAAUUUGUAUUAGCCUCUUUUGAAGAUAAAGGCAGUUUUAGAGCUACCCCUUUCUUCUACCUCACAUUGCCAAUAUCCGGAAUUGAGAUCCAAGCAUGAUUACCAUACAGCCCCAGUCAAUUUAUCCAGAUAGUCUUCAAUAGCUGCUUUAGGAUUAUUAUGCAUCCCCUUUUAUGACUUCAUUUAAACGCCUUUUAUUAUUUGGGGCCACUGUUUUCUGUACCAUGACAAUACCACAUACCCAUUCGCUCGCAAAUAACUGAUUUUUUUUCUAUCAUUUCUUCUAUUUGUCUAUCAGCCUCCUCCCAUAUGUGAAAUGACAUUCUCCUGAACGGAUGUCUUAUAGAUUUCGCGUUGCCUGUGUGUCAAUCUGAUGUUUAACGAUGCCUGUCCUCCCGAAGCAGCAUCAUUUAUAGAAAAAGUUUCAGAGUGUUUAACAAGCAAUUUCCACAUUUCUCUCUGUGCAUGUCUGGCCUAAUAGUGUGUUAAAUGGGCAUGUUUGACUUACAUGUGUGUUAGAUAUGCAUGUCUGGCUAACAGGUAUGUAAAAAGGGCAUGUUUGGUUUACCAGUGUUAAAUUGGCAUGUCUGGCUAACAGGUUUCUAAAAUGGGCUUUUUUGGCUUACAUGGGUGUUAAAUGGGCAUGUCUGACUUACCUGGGUGUUAAAUGGGCAUUUCUGGCUUACAAGUGUGUUAAAUGAGCAUGUUUGGCUUACUGGUGUGUUAAAUUAGCAUGUCUGGCUUACCAUUUGUUAAAUGAGCAUGUUUGGCUUACUGAUGUGUUAAAUUGGCAUGUCUGGCUUACCAGUUUGUUAAAUGAGCAUGUUUUGCCUACCAGUGUGUGAACAUAAGCCAGUCUGGCUUACAGGUGUGUUAAAUUGACAUGUCUGGCUUGCAAGUGCAUAAAAUUAGCAUGCUUGGCUUAACUGUGUUAAAUAGGCAUGAUUUGCUUACCUGUGUGUAAAAUGGGCAUGUCUAGCCUACCUGUGUGUGAAAUGGGCAUGUCUGGCCUACCUGUGUGUUAAAUGGGCAUGUCUGGCUUACCAGUUUGUAAAAGGGGCAUGUCUGGCUUACUGGUGUGUUAAAUGGGCAUGUCUGCCUUAAUGAUGUGUUAAAUAAGCAUGUCUGGUAUUCCAGUGUGUUAAAUGGGCAUGUCUGACUUACCAGUGUGUUAAAUAUGCAUGUCCGUUAUACCAGUGUGUUGAAUGAGCAUGUCUGGUAUACCAGUGUGUUAAAUGGGCAUGUCUGACUUACCAGUGUCUAAAAUGUGCAUGUCUGGCUUACCGGUGUGUUAAAUUGGCAUGUCUGGCUUACUUGUGUGUUAAAUAUGCAUGUCUGGUAUACCUGUGUGUUAAAUUGGCCUGUCUGACUUACUGGUGCGUUUAAUGGGCAUGAUUUGCUUACCAGUGUGUAAAAUGGACAUGUGUGGCUUACCUGAGUGUUAAAUAUGCAUGUCUUGCUAACCAAUGUGUAAAAUGGACAUGUCUGGCUUACCGGUGUUUGAAUGGGCAUGUCUGGCUUACCAAUGUGUAAAAUGGACAUGUCUGGCUUACUGGUGUUUUGAAUGGACAUGUCUGGCUUACCAGUACGUUAAAUGGGCAUAUCUUGCUUAGUUGUGUGUUAAAUUAGCAUGUCUUGCUUACAUGUGUGUUUAAUGUGUAUGUUUGACUUAUCUGUGUGUUAAAUGGGCAUGUCUGAUUUACCUGGGUGUUAAAUGGGCAUGUUUGACUUAUCUGUGUGUUAAAUGGGCAUGUCUAACUUACCUAUUUGUUAAACUGGCAUGUCUGACCUAUCUGGGUGUUGAGUGGGCAUGUCUGAUUGAUCUGGGUGUUAAAUGGGCAUGUCCGACUUACCUGUGUGUUAAAUGGUCAUGUCUGACUUAUCUGGGUGUUAAAUGGGCAUGUCUGACUUACCUGGGUGUCAAAUGGACAUGUCUGACUUACUUGUGUGUUAAAUGGUCAUGUCUGACUUAUCUGGGUGUUAAAUGGUCAUGUCUGACUUAUCUGGGUGUUAAAUGGGCAUGUCUGACUUACCUGUGUGUUGAAUGGUCAUGUCUAACUUAUCUGGGUGUUAAAUGGUCAUGUCUGAUUUACUUCGGUGUUAAAUGGGCAUGUCUGACUUACCUGUGUGUUGAAUGGUCAUGUCUAACUUAUCUGGGUGUUAAAUGGUCAUGUCUGAUUUACUUCGGUGUUAAAUGGGCAUGUCUGACUUACCUGGGUGUUGAAUGGGCAUGUUUGGCUUACCCAUGUUUAAAUGGGCAUGUCUGACUUACCUGGGUGUUGAAUGGGUAUGUUUGGCUUACCCAUGUUUAAAUGGGCAUGUAUUUUAGGUUCAUACAAAAGAACCUAAUGAAUGCCUAAUGUGGGUACAUCUAUCAAAAGAUAACCCAGGCAAAUGCCUUACUCUGAUAUAUGUAUUAUUGGUGUUGAAAUGGAGUUUGGAAGCACAAUUUGUAUGUUCUUAAUUUUAUCUAAUAGGUUAAACCGUUCAUUCAUAUUAUUUGAUUUCUCAAUUAAAUUUUAUUCCCACUUAAAAGUUGCAUUUUAUUAUUUUAUGAGAAAAAGUUUAAGUGUUAGAUUGACAAUAUUGCGUUAGUUUUUCUACGUCAAAACUAAUGAGUUGUUCUCUAUCCGUGAGAAUCAGUAAAAAAAGGAUUGUUACCUGUUGAUGAGUCUAUAUUCUUGAAAAAAACCACAAGUAUAUAGCUGAGUCAGUUUACAUGUUUUUAUUAAUCUGCGUUUGCAUAAAUAAUGUUGUUUUAAGUUGAAAAAGAUUAACAUUGA
Mya arenaria is the source of this 6517-nucleotide messenger RNA. RefSeq lists its product as uncharacterized. The coding region runs from base 291 to 2150 and encodes 619 amino acids. The record is from RefSeq and is a predicted model, not a curated record. Lineage: Eukaryota; Metazoa; Mollusca; Bivalvia; Myida; Myidae. The transcript is spliced from 10 exons.